Phymastichus coffea is the source of this 1386-nucleotide messenger RNA. RefSeq names its product ATP-dependent DNA helicase PIF1-like. The record is from RefSeq and is a predicted model, not a curated record. The transcript is spliced from 2 exons. The coding region runs from base 1 to 1386 and encodes 461 amino acids. Gene Ontology annotation, molecular function: DNA helicase activity. NCBI's taxonomy places the organism in Eukaryota, Metazoa, Arthropoda, Insecta, Hymenoptera, Eulophidae. Gene Ontology annotation, biological process: DNA repair; telomere maintenance.
AUGUUAUCUGACAAUAAAGUAAUAAGACUGUUUGUUAGUGGAUUUGGCGGUACUGCAUUUAAUAUUCAAGGCCUGACAGUCCAUAGGUUAUUACAAUUACCUGUAGAGCAAGGAGGCACGGCAAAAUAUAAACCUAUAUCCGAUAAUGCGUUGAAAAGAAUACGUCAAAGUUUUAAGGAUGUAGAUUUUGUUAUCAUCGAUGAGAUUUCUAUGAUAUCAAACGUAACCCUUUUGUAUAUACAUUUACGUCUGGCAGAAAUUUUUUGCACAUCGGACAAAAAAGACGGUUGGUUUGGUAAGAUACAUAUCGUAGUAUUUGGCGAUUUACUUCAAUUGCCACCUGUACGAGAAGAAUUUGCUUUCAUUCCACUGGCAAAAUCACAAAUAGAUAAAUAUAUUAAAGGCAAGUUGUCAUUCAAUUUGUGGACUUUGUUCGAAUAUGAGGAAUUGACUAUAAAUAUGAGGCAGAAAACUGAUAAAGUUUACUCAGAAAUUUUAGGGAAAUUAAGAUUGGGUUAUUUAGCUAAUUCGGAUAUAGAAACUUUACUGAAGAGAAAAAUUUCUUUUUCCAGCCAUACUCCGUCUCUUCAUGAAUUGUGCAAAUAUUUGAAUAAUUUGCCUAGCAACACAGUAUGCUUGAUGCCAACUAAAAAUAUGUGUUCAAUACUUAAUAAUACUAUGUUGAAUAAACUAGAGUCUGAAGAGAUAAAGCUAAUUGCCAAUGAUUGUUAUAAAUGUCUAAAGAGAUUAGAAAAACGUGUUUUGAAAAUGUUAAACGAAGAUGAUGACAACGCUUGUGGAAUUCCUCAAGUAAUCACAAUCAAAAUAGGUUGCAAGAGUAUGAUACGGAGAAAUAUCGAUGUAUCUAUCGGAUUAGUUAAUGGAACUAUAGCAACAGUUAUUGCAGUGAACAAAGGAAAAACAGGUAUAGAUAGCAUUGCUAUUAGACUUGAAUCAAAUCAAGAGUAUUCUAUCAAACGAUUAGAAUACCAAUUCCAAAUAUUAGAUCAAGUAUUCAUUACGAGAGAACAAUUUCCGAUUUGUCUCAGUUAUGCUAUUACUAUUCAUAUAAGCCAAGGUUUAAGUUUAGAAAAUACCGUUGUUGAAGCUGGAAACAGCAUGUUUAGUUGUGGACAAACGUACGUAGCUUUAUCUAGAAUUACCAAAUUAGAAGGUUUGCAUUUAAUUAAUUUUGAUCCUUCUAGUGUUAAAGCUGAUGAGUCGGCUAUAAGAGAAUAUAAUAGGCUGAGAAAACAAUAUCGUACGGAUCUUGAUAUUUAUAAUAUUCCUGUUAACAACGUUUAUAAAAAUAAUAAAAUAAUUGACAGGCUUAGAAUCCAUCACAGUUAUAAAAUUCAAACCGCUUUUCUCCUCGUGUUUUACUGA